AUGCUUCGCAUUUUUAUCCUAUCAUCUUUAGCACUACUGACUGCAUGUGAUGGAUUCAUGGUUGGUGCUCCAACGGAAAUUGAGGCUAUCAACAAUGAAGAAUGGAGUCAGCAGUUGGCCGUGAUAACUCGUAAAUUUAAUGGUGAGCAUGGAAAACACAGGCUUCACAAGAUGACGGAGUUGAUAAAUGCAACAUCCAAGGUGAGAUUUUCGCCUACAUCUUGCACAACUGAUGGUACUGAUGGUAACAAUCGUGUUCCCAAUGACGUUAACCUUGAUCUGAAUUCUCGUAACGUAGUAGAUGGAAAGAGUCAGAUUUGCAAAGCGACAAUAUGGCAAAGACCAUGGCUUGAACCUGCAGAAAUCGUCACCUUAGUGAGCUGCUCCACGGAUACAAGUUGA
Molecule: messenger RNA, 402 nt
Organism: Schistosoma turkestanicum
Lineage: Eukaryota; Metazoa; Platyhelminthes; Trematoda; Strigeidida; Schistosomatidae
Source: the annotation of a GenBank genome assembly